This is a messenger RNA of Pecten maximus, 3803 nucleotides long. RefSeq lists its product as uncharacterized. The record is from RefSeq and is a predicted model, not a curated record. NCBI's taxonomy places the organism in Eukaryota, Metazoa, Mollusca, Bivalvia, Pectinida, Pectinidae. The transcript has 14 exons. Gene Ontology annotation, molecular function: heme binding; peroxidase activity. Bases 1 to 3690 code for a protein of 1229 amino acids. Gene Ontology annotation, biological process: response to oxidative stress.
AUGGCGCCUAAGAAGAGGCUUAACAAAAGAUCGACGCCGUACGAUCCAGAACUUCUUGAAAACUGGACGAUUGCACGCUUGAAAGCUUCGUGUAGAGACCGUGGAAUUAAUUUUCCUAAUCAUGUGCGACGUUUUGCCCUUGUGAGGCUGUUGAGAGAAAAUGGAGCUAACGACAACAGUGCCAACGAAACUAGGUCAGGGACGCGUCACUUCCCUUCUAGCCAAGGUGCGCGAUCCCAUGAUUCCUUGGGUGACGUCAACCAAGAUGGCGGCCCCCAUGAUAUCAACAACAUGGUUGCAGUUCUAUCUUCGUUGUCCCAGUCAGUGUCGAUUUUGAGCAGUAAAGUUGACAAUUUGGAGCAAAAAUUGCAAUCGACCGUCCCUACUACAACAGGGAACACCAUCCAGGACAGAAAUUAUACGGUUAAUAAUGCGAUUAACCCAGGAACGCCCUUCGUUAAUCAAGACACACAUGUAUCUACCGUUACCACAGCAAGUUCGGCAACAUCGCCGGAGUUUACGCUUUCUUCGGCUUACAGUGCAUUCAACAAUAUACCGAGUUCACCAUCGGCAGCUGCUGGAAGUGCUGAACAACUGCGAGAGCACAAAUACUCGAAAAAGAAACGUUUAAUUGUGGAUAUGUCUGCUCCUCACAAUGACCCUGAAAAUCCGAGUCUGAACAGUCUAAUAGACAAAGAUAGUCAUUCCUUACAAUAUGUUAAGAUUGAUGAUGCUAUUAAUCUAAUCAAAAAGCUCGGGAAGGGAACUUGGCUGGUGAAAACAGAUAUUUCUGAUGCCUUCAAACUAAUGCCGAUCAAACCGGAGUUGUGGCCUCUACAUGGAGUUUCUUGGAACCAUAAAUUUUAUUUCUUUGUUAGACUAGUGUUCGGUAGCAGAUCAAGCCCCAAAAUCUUCGACAGUCUUUCCCAGGCUAUCUGCUGGAUCGCGCAAAAUGUUAACAAAAUUGACAAUGUCUUACAUUUACUGGAUGACUUCCUAGUUUUAGAACCACCUCAUGUAGAUGCUAAUGCUACUAUGGAGAAGUUCAUGGCCAUAUUCCAUAAACUAAGUAUACCUAUUGCUAUGCACAAAACGGAAGGACCUUGUACGUGCUUAGAAUACUUAGGCGUGUGUCUUGACUCAAACAAUAUGGAGGCACGGCUUCCUAUGGAGAAAGUGAAUAGAAUUCGUGACAUUUUGGAGUAUUUUUCUUUAAGAAAAACUUGUACAAAACGUGAACUUUUGAGUCUCUUAGGGCACAUGAAUUUUGCCAGCAGGGUAAUACGCCCGGGUCGUUCUUUUGUCUCGCAUCUCAUUAAAUUAUCUACCUCGGUCACUGAGCUACAUCACCAUGUUCACCUAAACUCAGCGGUGCGUUCAGAUCUAGCCAUGUGGUCAUCUUUUCUUUCAUCCUGGAAUGGUGUGUCAUUCUUCCUGGACGACAACAUUACCCUAGCUGCUGACUUGGAGAUAUUUACUGAUGCUACACCCACUUCUUUUGGAGGUUUUCACCGAGGAAAUGACCAGGUUCAGAGUUUUGGCACCACAUGCAGACGUAGAAGCAACACCCUGCCUCCCUUUGCAGGAAAUAUUGUUGGAUUGAAGUAUGACUUCUCUCAGUGGUGGGACAAUUCUCUAAUCAGUACGAUGAGGAUACCGGGCCGCCCGCUUGCGAUACUAUUCUCUGUGUUGUUACUGAUCAACACUGUAGCUGCCAGAUCUACCUCGGAUCUGUAUGACGAACUGGUGGACGUCCUGAUGGAGAUAAGAGACUCGGACGACAGGACGGACGGAGAAAAAAGAGGUACCAUCACCACUCGAGACGACAGCGAUACAAAGAAAAAAGUUAUAGAGGCAUUUGACUAUGCAAAGAAUUAUCUACAGGAAUACAGUGAUCUAAAGAGGCACUAUUACUUCAGAGGAGGAAACCUCGAAACUUUUAAAACUCCGAUACAACAAAUGGGAUCGUCCUCAACAAAUUAUGAAUACACACUUUUAAGCUCCCCGGAAACGGCAACCGGGAAAGUGAAAGCAAUAGUUUUUGAGGUGAGGGCGUGUAACGACGCGCACGUGGGUCUGAAGGAAGAUGAAAAUAUAAAUGGCGAUUUGUACGAAAUCGUUAUAGGUGGAUGGAGAAACAGACAAUCUGUAAUUAGGAACGUAAAACAAGGACGUGCAAAAGUAGUACACGCAGAAAAUUUUCUACUUGACUGUAACGAAUACCGUACGUUCAUGGUGGGGUGGUCGGGACGAAACAUACAGGUAGGCAAGCUCACAGAUUCCGGUUGGGAGUUGUUUAUGCAGUGGCAGGACACCGACAACAAAACAGAUGUCAACUUUAUAGGAUUGACCACCGCUAGAUGGGCUACUGGACAUUUCAGGACUCCAAAACGAGGUCGUGAUAUUUUCAUUGAUACACCUAGAACCUUCGAUACAGCAGUUUAUGCCAUGCUACAUGACCAUGGAUUCCCCACGGUCCAGAGGCCGCCCUACUUGAUGUUUGAAGUUAUGACAUGUAGAAACGCUCAUAUUGGACUUUUUGAAACUGUUGACCAGGACAUUUACAACGGGAUCGAAAUCGUUCUCGGUACAGCCCUCAACACCAGGUCCGUCAUCCGCUCUGGGAAUACCAUACUGGCGUCUGCAGAACUCGAUGGAGUAGUAAACUGUGACGAGUAUAGGGCGUUCAUGGUUAGCUGGCACGCUGGCAACAUACAGGUGUUCCGGCAAACGGACGGAGGAUGGGAACAACUCCUAGACUUUAAAUUGCGGGGAGUCAGAUCGUUUGAUUUCAUCGGGGUCACGACAAAUGUGUACGCAAGUGGGACAUGGCGAUUCGUCUCGACAUUCGAAAUAGGCCUGGAUGCUCCACCAGGAGAUACGUCCUCGGAAACCAUAGCAGCUCUGAAUAAUAUGGACACCGCUCAAACUGAAAUCGACAAGGAGGAAGAGGCAGCUCUGAUAGCAUUGAUAGCCACCAAACAUCUCCUCGACAGAAAAGUAUUCAAGACCCUGAAAGACCUACAAGAAGACAAAGUAGUUAUGGAAUUUUGGGCUGAGAAAUUCCAAACAUCUGAUGGCGAUUGUUUAUCAGAUAUAUCCUGUGACGAGGACACUGAGUACAGAACCAUCAAUGGCGAAUGUAAUAACCUGAAGCAUCAUCACUGGGGAGCAGCACAUACUCCACAAAACCGACUAUUACCACCAGACUACGAUGAUGGUGUAAACUCCCCCCGUACCAAGAGCGUUGAUGGUUCCAGUAUCCUGCCUAGUGCGCGGAAAUUGUCUGUGGAAGUAUUCAGUGAUUCCAGUGUCUUUGACCCCAGUGUCAUGGACCCUCCCGAUGAUCCUAUUAGGAGUUUGAUGGUAAUGGUCUGGGGCCAAUUCACUGACCACGACGUUGGAGAAACACCUAUUUCGAAAGGUUAUAACGACGUGACAGUGGAGUGUUGUAAUGUAGUAGACGUGUUGUUCAGAGGUAAAAGACAACAAUGCUUUACGAUACCUAUUGACCCGUCUACGGACCCUGCCUUUACUCGGGACUGCAUGAACUUCGUCAGAUCUGUUCCCGCCCGAACUAAUCCCUGCAAACCAGGUGUACGGGAGCAGUUGAACGCUAUUACGUCAUACAUCGACGGCUCCAUGAUUUAUGGGAUCAGAACACGAUGUUGCACUAUCUCUACGAGCUGACCACGGAAAAAUGAAAGUGGAAGGCGAUAAUUUUAUGCCAGCGAACGGCGAUCAUGCUUGCGUCCGAGAUGAACCCAAUGCCUACUGCUUUUUAGCGGGUGAUAUCCGAGUGA